GAACGCAGAGGAGGCUGUAACUCAAGUCCGCCUCUUCAUUGUUAAACGGCAAGUGACAAAGUCUUCGCAUCUCUAGUCUACUUAGACACCCUGAGACCAGCACAGUCAUAACCACACUUCACUAGUGGUUCACAAUCACUGACACAACACUUAGUUGUCCCACCACACAUAGGCUUUUACUCCACACAGAUCUGUGUCAGUCUCUCUUCUCCCCAGCGUGCAAACAUGCCGCAAACUGCAGACCCCAUCACCCAUGGGGAAGAUGUGAACACUUGGCUGAGAGGCAUGACCGACAGCCUCACCCCCAAGACAUUUGAACUGUUAUUAUUUUUAAUAAUAAUCCUAAUCCUGAGAAGAUUCCUGACACAAGAUUCAAGCCAGAACAACAACCACGAGGAGCUAGUCAAGAUCACCAGCUCCCUAAGCUAUGCCUUCACCACCCAGAUGAAACUGAGCGACAAGCACAUCACCCACCUUCAAGAGGAGCUGACACGUGCUCAACAUCGCAUAGACAAACUGGAAGUGAAAGUUCAAGAUCAACUCAAAGCACCCAACGAGAGGGAGCAGGAAACAACGGAACAAGUUAAGAAGCUCCAAGCAGCCCUGGCAGCAGCUCAGCUUGACCAGCAACAUGCAACAGCUGCCCAGAGAGACCUGGUAAACAGACUCCAGUAUGCCGAACAGCUACUAGAAAAAACCAAGAAUGACAUCAGAGACAAGAAUUCUGAAAUCAGUGCUUUGAAAGACCACCUUGAAAGGUACAGAACUGAAACGGACAAUCUGACCCAACAACUAGACGAUACCAACGAUGAGCUCUACAUGGUCAGAAAAGAACUCCAAUAUGCUUACGAACUGGCAUAUGACGAAAGGAGCGAAGGGCCACAACCUAAAAGCUCACCUGCCUUCGCCACACAACCCUUUCCUGCCAACGAAAGUAAACCUCCCAUCCAAGACUUUAGAGCUGCACACGGGAUGACCAUCAAAGACCUCAACAAGCUGUCUGAAAACAUCAGCAGGUUCAACCCGAACUCCACAGAGGACCACGACAUCCAGGCUUACCUGCAAGAUAUCGAAUUUCAUCUGGAAAUGAGACCUCAUGUGACUGACAGAGACAGAUUAUACAUCCUCAGAGCCACGUCCAGUCCAGAGGUACGAAACUUCCUAGAUCGACAGCCCAGUCAAACAAAGUCAAACUACCAGCGACUUCGUGAGGUCCUGAUUAAAGAGUUUACAGACCCAGAGUCUGAACAUGGACUGUUGACUGCCUUGGAAACCAAACAAGGUCGACAAGAGACUCCACAAGCUUACUACAACCGACUCCGACAAGCCUACUUUGGUGCACACAACAAGCCUGACCUUGAAGAGGAUGUGAACUUCAAAAGCCUCUUCCUAAAGAAUCUGCACCCUGGAGUCAGCCACCAUCUAGGCGUCAUGGCCUGUUCACACUCCAUGACCAUCCAACAGUUGCGGGACCUAACACAGAAGGCCUAUAACAAGCAGAAGAUGGCCUCA
This is a messenger RNA of Cyprinus carpio (common carp), 1512 nucleotides long. RefSeq lists its product as uncharacterized. The annotation marks the transcript as partial. NCBI's taxonomy places the organism in Eukaryota, Metazoa, Chordata, Actinopteri, Cypriniformes, Cyprinidae. The record is from RefSeq and is a predicted model, not a curated record. The transcript is spliced from 3 exons.